Molecule: messenger RNA, 2190 nt
Organism: Parnassius mnemosyne (clouded apollo)
Lineage: Eukaryota; Metazoa; Arthropoda; Insecta; Lepidoptera; Papilionidae
Source: the annotation of a GenBank genome assembly
AUGCACAAAAAACAGGUAAAUGAGAAAAUUGUGUUUGUUCCUAUUAAUGCAAAACGCCUGGAGAGAUUUAGAAGUAAUAUGUUAAAAAUCCUUCCAUCCCUUUCUUAUAAGAACAAUGCAGACUAUUUAUAUAGAGAAUUAUUUACCUUUAUAAACAAUGAAUUCAAUAAAACAUUCACUUCUAAAACAUUCUCCAGAAACAGUCGCAAGGCAUUUAAUGAGUGGGCGACAGUAGGAAUUUAUAAAAGCAGACGAAGGUUAUAUGACCUUUACCAUGAAAGAUCGUAUAAUCUUUCCGAUGCUUUUAAAGAAUAUGUAAAAAAUUAUUCUAAAAUGUUUAAAAGAGUUUGCUCCACAGCCAUAUCAUUACAUAUUAGUAACAAAAUUAAGGCAGCUAAGAAUAAAAUUAAAAUGACGUGGAGUAUAAUUAACAGCGAAACCGGUAAUGAGAAACCUCGUAAUUCAAACUAUCAAUUAAAAAUUAAUAAUGAAUUGACUAAAUCAAAUCAAGAAGUUGCAGCGGUGUUUGAGAAAUAUUUCACUGAUGUUCCUAUCUUGACAACAGAGUCAUUGAAUGCUUCUCCAACUGUCGCCGAAUCAUUACUUAAACAGAAUGUUAAUACCUGUUUAAAAGAAUUUAGAUUUGAAAAAGUAUUACCGCAUAAUAUUGUAAAAUACUUCAAAACCAUUGAUGUAAAGAAAACCGCAGAUUUGUGGGGGAUUUCCGUUACAGUGAUUACGUCCAUAAUAGAUUUAAUUGCACCUCAUCUUGCUAUUAUUUUUAAUACUUGUAUCGAUUCUGGUGUGUUUCCUGAUUUAAUGAAGUAUAGUAAAGUAAUACCUUUAUUUAAAUCUGGUAGUACAUUGGACCCCGCUAAUUAUAGACCUAUUUCUGUACUACCAACUCUCAGUAAAAUUUUUGAAAAAAUAAUUUUGGAUCAAUUGUUAAUUUUUUUUAAUACAAAUAAAUUACUUCAUAAAAAUCAAUUUGGUUUUACAAGGGGUCGCUCGACGUCUGACGCCGGUGUUGAGCUUAUGAAAUAUAUUUUUAAUGCCUGGGAGAAUUCACAAGAUGCCUUAGGUAUUUUCUGUGACCUUUCCAAGGCUUUCGAUUGUGUUCAUCAUGAUACAUUAAUCAGGAAACUACAACAUUACGGUGUAAAAAAUUUGGCGCUUAAACUUAUUACUUCAUAUUUAAGUAACAGAACUCAAAAAGUCGUCAUUAAUGGUAAAUGUUCCUCCGGAUCGGUAGUAUCAAUGGGCGUUCCUCAGGGCUCGAUUCUUGGCCCAUUCCUGUUCUUAAUCUAUAUUAAUGACUUACCUUAUCUUGUAGGGGACAAUCACGAUAUAGUAUUAUUUGCUGACGAUACCUCUUUAAUUUUCAAACUGAAACGGCAGUCAAUUAAAUAUGACGAUGUAAAUAAUGCUCUAUCGAAACUAGUACAUUGGUUUAACGCCAACAAUUUGCUCUUAAACGGCAAUAAGACAAAAUGUAUUAAAUUUACAAUACCUAAUGUAAAACAUUCGAAAACCAAUGUGCUCUUAAAUGGGGAGGAGUUGAGUCUUGUGGAUACCACUGUUUUUCUCGGUAUUACUAUUGACGCGAAACUUCAAUGGGGCCCCCAUAUAUCUAAAUUAGCAAGCAGACUUAGUUCUGCAGCAUAUGCUGUAAGAAAGAUUAGAAGUCUCACAGAUGUUGAGACAGCUAGGUUAGUGUAUUUUAGUUACUUUCAUAGCGUAAUGUCUUAUGGAAUUUUGCUAUGGGGUAAUGCGACUGAUAUUGAAGCUAUAUUUGUUUUGCAAAAGAGAGCCGUACGGGCGAUUUAUAAUCUAAAUUGUAAAGAGUCCCUUAGAGAAAAAUUUAAAGAAAUAAACAUAUUAACUUUGGCAUCGCAAUAUAUUUAUGAAAAUGUAAUGUAUGUACAUAAAAACAUAAAUAGCUUUAAUAAGAAUAAGGAUGUUCAUACCUUAAACACUAGGAACAAACAUAAGCUUGUAAUGCCACUUACAAGACUCCACAGAAUUAGUAAUUCAUUUAUGGGGCAAUGUAUACGCUUUUACAACAGAAUCCCAGAACAUGUUCAAAGUUUGUCAAUAAACAAGUUUAAAAGUUUUAUUAAAGAAAAACUGUACAAAAAGGGUUAUUAUAAUAUCAAGGAAUACAUGAGUGAAAAUAACCCCUGGGAAUAA